Messenger RNA from Orbicella faveolata, 1973 nucleotides. Its product is annotated as mediator of RNA polymerase II transcription subunit 25-like. Gene Ontology annotation, cellular component: transcription regulator complex; mediator complex. NCBI's taxonomy places the organism in Eukaryota, Metazoa, Cnidaria, Anthozoa, Scleractinia, Merulinidae. The record is from RefSeq and is a predicted model, not a curated record. Gene Ontology annotation, biological process: positive regulation of transcription by RNA polymerase II.
UCGUAAAAUGUACCUACAGUUGAAUGGUCUUUGCCUUACAACAACAACAACAACAACAACAAUAACGACAAGAAACAUUAGUUUUGGACUUACAUGGGCACUGAUGAUCUGAAAGGUUCCUCAGACUCGUUAAAGUUAUGACAAUACUCUCUUCAGUUUCCACAGCAACAGUCACAAGUUUCCCAGCAGCCUUUGAUAAAUCCUGCAGGAAAUCCACUGAUGACAAGUGCGACACAGGGCUUAGGACAAACCCCAGAGGGAUUGGUGACUAAUGCCCAGAGCUCCGUGCCUCCCAAUAUGGGCUUAAAUCUAUCUGGUGUCAACACUGGGAGCCACAAUAUGCCUGUUUUACCUAUGGAUCAAACAGACAAUGCAGCCGCUCUACAAUAUCAAGCGUAUCAAGAGUUACAGCUGAAGCAACAGAAACUAUUACAGCAACAACAACUACAACAGCAGACACAGCAGCUGACGCCCCAACAACAACAACAGUUAAUAGUACGGACAAGACAGUAUCAGCAGCUUCAACAGCAGCAGCAGCAGCAGCAGCAGCAGCAACAGCAGCAACAGCAGCAGCAACAACAACAACAACAACAACAGCAGCAGCAGCAGCCACAACAACAAGCCUUCCAGACCGCACAGGAUACCCAGGGAAUACAGUCGCAGCUUCGUCACCUACUUCAGUCACAGGCAAACCAGGCUUCAGCCCAGUCACAGGGGUUGGCGGGUACACAGCAGCCAGGAAUCACACAACAGCAGUGGCAGCUACUGCAGCUGCAGCAGCAGCAACGAUCUCAGGCGGCUGUUCAGAUGCCACUUGGCCAGGUGCAGAUGACGCAAGCACAGAUGGCUCAGCCCCAGACCCCCAUGUCUCAAGGUCAGGUAUCGCAGGCUCAGAUGCAAGUUCAGCAGCAGCAGCAGCAGUUGUCGCAGUCGCAGUCCAGUUUCCUGCCUGACAACAUGAGCCUACUUGACAUACUGCAGUAGUAAAUUGGAACUUGUAACCUCUUAUUUUUGGUGUCUUAAAAGGCUAUUUAAUACCUGAUGUAUUGUAAUCUUGUGCCUUGUUUCAUCUAGACUAUAAUAGGAAACUUUGCUUCAUUUAUUCUUAGCACAGAAGAAAAAAUGUUCAUUUUCCGUUCUCUCGUAAUUAAUUUUUUGGCUGAACUAAAAAGAACUAACUUGUUAAUUAUUUUCUACUUUCAAACGACGAGGGUGGUAAAUUCACCAGCCGUUUGCAUGAAAUGUCCACGAUUAAGUCGAAACGAAAAAUGUUGUAUAUGGUAUACGCUAAAUAGGACAACAAACAUAAAAAUAUGGUCUAGUCUUGGCAAAUUAAAUUAUUGUUGUAAAUGGUGGUAAACUUUGGAGUGUAUAAGAUACUUUGUAAGGUUUUUCGUUAUAGAUCCAAGAUCAAAUGUAUACUUGUAGAUAUUGCCAUCGCCAUCUUGAUCACUGAAAACUUAAAGAAAUCAAGUUAAACUUGCUAUACAUCGUUAGAGUGGUUUUCCAAUGACGUAAUAGUAAUGUUCUGGUUUAUCAAGCGGAUGUAUUGGCUGAAAAGUAAUCCAGGAACAAAGAUUCGUUUUGUAAAGUCUUCGGAAAUGGCCUUGUAAAAGAUACAUGUCAAAUGAAAACUCGGCAAUAACAGAGUUUAAGAAUGAUGUUUACGACAAACGGAGAGAUGUGCCUCUGAUUUUUUGUUUGUUUGUUUUUUUGUUUUUCACUAAUCCUUAAACCAAUCCAACACAAAUACAAAAAAGACGCCUAUUCACAACAAAUACAAAUAUUCCUAGUUUAGUGUACAAACGGCUAAAUCAGGAACGGCAAAAAGUACAUUUUUGUCGUAAACGUCAUUGUUCACCUCUCUAAUAUCAGUUCAUUCAAGCCAUAGUAUGGUUUGAUGGAUUGAUUACUGUUUGGCUGUUUAAAUGUAAAGUUUGCAACGCGUAAUAAAGUUCAACCGUAUUAAGCCA